Molecule: messenger RNA, 1576 nt
Organism: Lathyrus oleraceus (garden pea)
Lineage: Eukaryota; Viridiplantae; Streptophyta; Magnoliopsida; Fabales; Fabaceae
Exons: 6
Coding region: 151-1311 (386 amino acids)
Biological process (GO): regulation of gene expression
Cellular component (GO): nucleoplasm; chromatin
Molecular function (GO): RNA binding
Source: RefSeq, a predicted model, not a curated record
AUAACAUUGCAAUCAAAAGAAAAAUCAGAAUAAAGAAAAAGGGUUUUAGAAACACACAAAAGCUCUUAUAUAUCUCUAAUCUAGGGUUUCACUUUCUCUCUUCCCGUCUCUGCUUCAAAAUCCAAUCCCUAAAACCCGAAUUCAGAAUCCAUGGAAUCGCCCGGAAAAGACCAUUUGGUUGGAGGAGGAGAAUCUAACGACGUUGGUAGAACCUUUAAUCACAGAGAUGAACAAGAACAAGAACACGAACAACAACACCAUAACUCUCAACCCCUUACCGGCGAUGGUGCUAGUCCUGGAAAGAUAUUUAUAGGUGGUUUAGCGAGAGAAACGACCAUUGCCCAAUUUAUCAAGCACUUCGGUAAAUAUGGUGAGAUUACGGAUUCAGUUAUCAUGAAGGACAGGAAAACUGGACAGCCUCGAGGGUUUGGGUUUAUUACUUAUGCCGAUCCAUUGGUGGUUGAUAAAGUCAUUGAAGAUCCUCAUGUCAUCAAUGGCAAACAAGUUGAGAUUAAGCGGACUAUACCAAGGGGAGCUGUUGGCUCUAAGGAUUUUAGGACAAAGAAAAUUUUUGUAGGUGGUAUUCCUUCAAAUGUGACAGAAGAUGAAUUUAGAGACUUUUUCACACGUUAUGGAGAAGUCAAAGAUCACCAAAUAAUGCGGGACCACUCUACCAAUCGUUCUCGUGGCUUUGGGUUUGUCACCUUUGACACAGAGGAAGCUGUUGAUGAGCUUUUAUCUAUGGGGAACAAGAUUGAGUUUGCUGGCACUCAGGUGGAAAUCAAGAAGGCUGAACCAAAGAAGACUAACCCACCGCCUCCAUCAUCCAAGCGAUACAAUGACUCAAGGUCUUCAUAUGGAAGUGGUGGGUAUGGAGAUGCUUAUGAUGGAUUUGGUGGUGGCUUUGGUGUUGGGGGUGGUUACAGCAGGUCAGGCAGUGUAUAUGGUGGUAGGGGAGGUGCAUAUGGUGGCUAUGGAAGUGAAUUUGCUGGAUACGGUGGAUAUGCCGGAGCAAUGGGAGGGCCCUACAGAGGCGAUCCUUCCUUAGGCUACGCAGGUCGUUAUGGUGGAAGCUUUAGCAGAGGCUAUGAUCUUAGCGGGUACGGUGGACCUGGGGAGAGUUAUGGGGCUUAUGGUGGUGCCAGUGCAGGUGCUGCUGCUAGUGGAGGAGGUUCUUCCGGCGCUGCUGCAUAUCAAAGUGGCUAUGACGCCAGCCUUGGGGGUGGAUAUGGAGGAGGAGCUAGUGGAGGCUCCUUCUAUGGAAGCAGAGGAGGAUAUGGUGCUGGUCGAUAUCAUCCCUAUGGAAGAUAGAAACUCAACAUUUUUAAUCUAUAGGAAUGCAUCAAAUCAAGUCUGUAGUUUGUGGUUGGUUUCCUCAAUUAGGCUACAUUUAAUUUUUAAGAUUUUAAGGAAACUUCCAUUUAUCAACAUUGUUUCUUGUCAGGUCUAGAAGUCUAAACAAAUUUUCCUUACACCCUUUUGGAGUUUGUUCUCUGAUUGAUGUAAAAUCUGCAAAUGUGCAGAUGAUUGUAUUUAAAUUUUGUUCGUUUUUACUUGAGUUAUGACUUUUCUUCUA